Molecule: messenger RNA, 1024 nt
Organism: Lemur catta (Ring-tailed lemur)
Lineage: Eukaryota; Metazoa; Chordata; Mammalia; Primates; Lemuridae
Gene: IL2
Product: interleukin 2
Exons: 4
Coding region: 280-744 (154 amino acids)
Biological process (GO): immune response
Cellular component (GO): extracellular region
Molecular function (GO): interleukin-2 receptor binding; growth factor activity
Source: RefSeq, a predicted model, not a curated record
ACCUAAGUGUGGGCUAAUGUAACCAAGAGGGAUUUCACCUACAUCCAUUCAGUCAGUUUAUGGGGGUUUAAAGAAAUUCCAAAGAGUCAUCAAAAGAGGAAAAAUAAAGGUAAUGUUUUUUCAGACAGGUAGAGUCUUUGAAAAUAUGUGUAAUAUGUAAAACAUUUUUACACCCCCAUAAUAUUUUUCCAGAAUUAACAGUAUAAAUUGCUUCUCUGUUCAAGAGCUUCCUAUCACUCUCUCUAAUCACUACUCACACUAACCUCAACUUCUGCCACAAUGUACAAGAUGCUACUCUUGUCUUGCAUUGCACUAACUCUUGCCCUUGUCACGAACAGUGCACCUACUUCAAGCUCUACAAAAGAAACACGGCAACAACUGGAGCAAUUACGGCUGGAUUUACAGAUGGCUUUGAAUGGAGUUAAUAAUUACAAGAAUCCCAAACUCUCCAGGAUGCUCACGUUUAAAUUUUAUGUGCCCAAGAAGGCCACAGAAUUGAAACAUCUUCAGUGUCUAGAAGAAGAACUCAAAGCUCUAGAGAAAGUGCUAAAUUUAGCCCAAAGCAAAAACUUUCACUUGAGAGAUACCAGGGAAUUAAUUGGCAAUAUCAAUGUAACAGUUCUGGAACUAAAGGGAUCUGAAACAUUCAUGUGUGAAUAUGAUGAUGAGACAGCAACCAUUGUAGAAUUUCUGAACAGAUGGAUUACCUUUUGUCAGAGCAUCAUCUCAACACUGAAUCGAUAAUUAAGUGGUUCCCAUUUAAAACAUCUUAGGUUUCUUAUUUAUUUAAAUAUUUAAAAAAAUUAUUUAUUUUUGAAUGUAUGGUUUGAUACCUUUUAUAACUAUUAUUCUUAGUAUUAAGAUUAUAAAUAUGGAUCUUUUAAGAUUCUUUUUGUAAGCCCUAGGGGCUCUAAAAUGGUUUCACUUAUUUAUCCCAAAGUAUUUAUUAUUAUAUUGAAUUGUUAAAUAUAAUGUAUAUGCAGAUUGGUUAAUAAAAUUAUUUAAUAAAGUUGAUAAAUAUAAA